This is a messenger RNA of Pristis pectinata (smalltooth sawfish), 810 nucleotides long. Its product is annotated as proproteinase E-like. Gene Ontology annotation, biological process: proteolysis. Gene Ontology annotation, molecular function: serine-type endopeptidase activity. The record is from RefSeq and is a predicted model, not a curated record. The transcript has 7 exons. Lineage: Eukaryota; Metazoa; Chordata; Chondrichthyes; Rhinopristiformes; Pristidae. Bases 1 to 810 code for a protein of 269 amino acids.
AUGGAAGCCCUCCUCAUCCUUCUGCUUGUGGCCGGUGCCAAUGCCUGUGGAAAUCCCAGUUACCCAGCAUACACAAGGGUAGUCAAUGGAAUCAAUGCAAGACCAUAUAGCUGGCCCUGGCAGGUUUCCUUGGAAGUGGACCGAGGAACGUAUUAUUCCCACACCUGUGGAGGUAGCCUCAUUGACAGUAACUGGGUCGUAACAGCAGGUCACUGCAUCAGCUCAGGCCGCGCUUACCGUGUGGUGCUUGGUGAGUAUGACAGGAAAUCAGAUGAAGGUCCAGAAGAGGUCAUAACUGCGGCAAAGAUCUUCGUUCAUCCUCAGUGGAACCCGAGCUGUCUGUCCUGCGGGAAUGACAUUGCUCUGAUCAAACUUACAAGGCCUGCAGUACUGAAUGACAAGGUCAAGACAGCCUGCAUUCCUCCUGCUGGUUACAUAUUUGAAAAUGACUAUCCCUGCUACAUAACUGGAUGGGGCAGACUCUACACUGGUGGGCCACUCGCAACAAAGUUGCAACAAGCACUACUGCCAAUCGUUGACCAUCAGACAUGCGAGCAGAGGGACUGGUGGGGGAGCAUUGUGAGAACUACUAUGGUCUGCGCUGGAGGAUAUGAGAAGUCUGGAUGUAAUGGAGACUCUGGUGGUCCUUUGAACUGCCAAGGUGCUGAUGGAUUGUGGUAUGUUUAUGGUGUAGUCAGCUUCGGGUCAAGUAGAGGCUGCAACACCCCUCAAAAACCAACUGUCUUCACCCGAGUGUCUGCUUUCAAUUCUUGGAUAGAUACAGUAAGUGAAAUUCCAGACAGACUGUGA